Messenger RNA from Galeopterus variegatus (Sunda flying lemur), 1682 nucleotides. It is a transcript of the gene PEF1, whose product is annotated as penta-EF-hand domain containing 1. Gene Ontology annotation, biological process: COPII vesicle coat assembly. Lineage: Eukaryota; Metazoa; Chordata; Mammalia; Dermoptera; Cynocephalidae. The record is from RefSeq and is a predicted model, not a curated record. Bases 28 to 882 code for a protein of 284 amino acids. Gene Ontology annotation, molecular function: calcium ion binding. The transcript has 5 exons.
UCGUCGGCGUGUGACGUCAGGAUCGCCAUGGCCAGCUAUCCGUACGGACCGGGCUGCCCAGGAGCUGCAGGACAAGCACCGGGAGCCCCUCCGGGCAGCUACUACCCUGGACCCCCUCACGGUGGAGGGCAGUAUGGCAGCGGACUACCCCCUGGUGGUGUUUAUGGGGGUCCUGCCCCUGGAGGGCCUUAUGGACCACCAGCUGGUGGAGGGCCUUAUGGACACCCCAACCCUGGAGGUCUCCCUUCUGGAACUCCAGGAGGACCAUAUGGUGGUGCAGCCCCAGGAGGCCCCUAUAGUCAACCACCUCCAAAUUCCUAUGGUGCCCAGCAGCCUGGGCCUUAUGGACAGGGUGGCGCCCCUCCCAAUGUGGAUCCCGAGGCCUACUCCUGGUUCCAGACAGUGGACUCUGAUCACAGUGGCUACAUCUCCAUCAAGGAAUUGAAGCAGGCCCUGGUCAACUCCAAUUGGUCCUCGUUCAAUGAUGAGACAUGCCUUAUGAUGAUAAACAUGUUUGACAAGACCAAGACAGGCCGCAUUGAUGUCUAUGGUUUCUCAGCCUUAUGGAAAUUCAUCCAGCAGUGGAAGAAUCUCUUCCAGCAGUACGACCGGGACCACUCGGGCUCUAUCAGCUACACGGAGCUGCAGCAAGCUCUGUCCCAAAUGGGCUACAACCUGAGCCCCCAGUUCACCCAGCUCCUGGUCUCCCGCUACUGCCCGCGCUCUGCCAAUCCUGCCAUGCAGCUCGACCGCUUCAUCCAGGUGUGCACCCAGCUGCAGGUACUGACCGAGGCCUUCCGGGAGAAGGACACAGCUCUACAGGGCAACAUUCGGCUCAGCUUCGAGGACUUUGUCACCAUGACAGCUUCUCGGAUGCUGUGACCCAGCCCAUCUGUCAAAGUGGAAUGCACCAGGGACCUUUCCUGGCUCCUUGAAAUGGGAGAAGCAUGUGGGCCUCUCUUCCUUUUCUGCCCCUCUUAGAAAAAGAUUCUCUCUUGCUUGAUGCAGCACUAUUUCCAAAGAGGGUUGAAAGUCAUGCGUCACAGCCACUCAGUAGUGGGGACUGGGUUGAGGCCACACAGGGAGGGGCCUGAUCUAGGAGAGGACUGUAAGUUGAAUAUCCUGACAGCUCUGAGCAGUUGAAUGGCAUGGCCUUGCACCAGGAGCAGGAGAUGCCAGUCAUUGCAAUAGAGUUAGUGUCUGGGCAGCUGGGCUCUGGCCUCUAGCUUUCCCUUCUACACCCUGCCAUCAGUGGUAAGUGUUCUUAGGCCUCUUACCAUUAGCACUUGGGUUCCCUCCCCCAGGCUGUCCUGUCAGAUGAGCCCAGUUUCUCCAAAGUAGAAUCUGACCAAGCAUGAGAGAGCUUUGCCCGUGGGACCAGUGACUUGGAUUCCAUCUCACCCACAAGUUCCUGUGUGUUAACUUCUAGCUGCCUGGGGGCUGUCCCUGCUCAGGGGGCUCAGGCAGCUGGCUCUCUGAGUCUCUUUGGCCAGGCUACUGCCCUCUGAAGCUUGGAUCCCUCACUUGCCUGCCAUGCUCUGCUCGGCUUCAGUCCCCAGGGGACAGUUGUUACCUCCCACUGCCAGUGCUUUUUUUUUUUUUUUUUUUGGCAGUUUUUUCAUUUGGGGCCAAAAGUCCAGUGAAAUUGUAAGUUUCAAUAAAAGUAUGAAAUUCUGAAGUUC